UCUUCUUCUUCAGAAAACCCAAACUCGUGGGUAUUAUUCAUCACUCUAGAAGUCUGAUUUCGAAAGCUCAAAUCAGCAAACUUUCUUCAUCAAAUUUGUUUGUCUGUUCGAAUACUAUAUCAUACCCAAACAUGAGCAUCAUCAGACGGGUCUAGCUACCUCGAACCGGCUAUGACAUUUCUGUGUUCAUCCAUGCCUGGUUGUUCCUCAGUUGACAACUAUGACAUAUCCAAAAAAAAUCAGAGCAAUCCAACUACUCUAGCUAUGUCUGUGAUGACAAUACUUCCUUCAUGAAGGUUGUUCAGAAGUCUUUUCGGCAGUGGUACACCUGAAACAAGCUUUUGUUAGUUUUCAAGUGUUGUUUGAGUUGGUUAUUUCUCUUUGGCAGCUUCACCCAGGAUUUCGGACCAAUAUUAAGUCUUUGUAGGUAUUAGUGGUAUACUGAGCAUUUGGAUUGCGGAUAGUGCUAAUUUGCCGCUAACUCCAGGUGUGGAAUCGCUUGCAACAGUUUCAUUUGGUUUGAGAAUUUCCUUAGUCUCUGGCAGCUUUGUUUAAAAAGGCAACAGAAAAUGGAAGAGAUUUGUGCUUCAAUUGCAUCUCAAUUUGUAGAAGAACCAGUGGCACUAAUUCGGAGACAACUCAGCUAUCUAAUUUACCAUGAUUCCAACAUAGAAAGUCUGAAGGAUGCACUUAAAAAGCUUGAUGACAAGAAAAAUGAUGUUCAAAGAUCUGUGGAUGCUGCAAAAAGGAAUGGUGCAACCAUCAAAGAACAAGUUCAGAGUUGGCUGAAGGAUGUAAGCAAAAUAUUUCGUGAAGCGGAAGAACUUCAAACCAAACUCAACGUGCAAACGUGGUGCCCAAAUUUGAAAUCACGGUAUUCUCUGAGUAGGAAAGCCAAGAAGAUUGCCGACCGUGUUCUUAAUCUCAAACUAGACGAAGAACUGAGUAAUAAUGUUGCCAAUUCUACACCUCUGCAACAGCUAAGGUCAACAAUCUCUAGUGAAGGUUUUAAGGGUUUUGAAUCUAGAAAAUAUGUCAUGAAUAAUGCGCUUAGUGCUUUGAGGAAUGAAAAGACAAGAAUAAUUGGCAUUUGUGGGAUGGGAGGCGUGGGUAAAACCACAAUGGUAAGAGAAAUCAUCAAGAGAUUACAAGGAAUGAAUAAGCUGUUUGAUGAUGUUGUGAUAUCAACUGUCUCCGCAACUAUAAGCAUUAGGACAAUUCAAGUUGAAAUUGCAGAGUCACUUGAUAUGAAAUUGGUUGAGGAUAGUGAAUCUAUAAGAGCACAAAGACUACAUGAGAGAAUUAAGAAGAGUAAAAGAAUCCUGAUUAUAUUAGAUGAUGUAUGGUCAGAGGUUAAAUUACAGGAUGUAGGAAUCCCUUUUGGUGAUCAUGAAGGGUGCACAAUUUUGUUGACAUCUCGAAAUGAAGAAGUUUGUAAAGUAAUGGGUUGUAAAGAUGACAUUUUUGGAGUCCAAGCCUUAAAUAAAGAAGAAGCAUGGGAGCUUUUCAGGGCGACUGUAGGUGAAUCCUUGGACAAUAACCAUGAUUUGUCUCAUGUUGCAAAAUUGAUUGUUGAUGAAUGCAAAGGUUUACCCAUUGCUAUCAUAACUGUUGGGAAAGCUCUUCUACCAACUAAUGGCAAGCAUGAAUGGAAUACUGCCUUGCAAGAACUGAAAAAUUCCCUCCCUGAAAACAUCCCUGGAAUGGAACCCGAGGUUUAUUCUUGCAUAAAAUUGAGUUAUGAUAAAUUGGAUAGUGAUGAAGUCAAGUCAUGCUUUUUACUUUGUUGCUUAUUUCCAGAAGAUUAUGAUAUUCCGAUUGAGUAUUUGGUGAGGUAUGGGUCGGGUCGAGCAACUUUUAGAAACACCAGCACAAUUGAAGAUGUAAGAAACAAAGUGCAUUAUUUCAUUGGACAACUAAAAAGAAGGUAUUUGUUGCUGGAUAGUCUCAAGGAAGAGUGUAUCAAAAUGCAUGACAUGGUUCGUGAUGUUGCUAUAUCAAUUGCCUCAAAAGAUCCUCACAGAUUUAUGGUAAGAUCAUUUGAUGCUGAAGGUGGAGGUGGAGGACGGCCAGGAGUACAAAAAGUUACAAACCAAGAACAUUGCAGUGCAAUUUCGUUAAUUGAUGUUAAAUUGGAUGAAAAUAUUAUUGAUGGUUUGGAGUGCUCCAAACUUGAGCUUCUGCAACUGAAGCAUUCCUCAAGUAGUUCAGAAUAUUCCAACCACUUUAAAAGGAUGAAAGAACUCAAGGUUUUAGCUUUCUUAGAGGUGGAUAUGUCAAGCUAUUUGGCCUCGAAAAAAUCUCUAAUGCUUGGAGAACCCAAAUACCUUCAUACCUUGUGUUUAGAGGAUUGCAAUUUGGGAGACAUAUCCCAUGUUAUUGGAGGAUUGGUGAAUUUGGAGAUCCUCAGCUUUGCUCGCUCUCAAAUCAAUAAGUUGCCUAGAGAAAUAGGACUUCUUCAUCGGUUAAGGAUGCUGGAUGCAACAGAUUGUGAAGGACUUGAAGAAAUUCCUCAUGGUGUUUUAUCCAAGUUGAGGAGAUUAGAAGAGUUGUACAUGGCAGAAAGCUUUCUCAAUUGGGGGCCAGCAACUGAAACCAAGGAUGAAAUGAGUAUGGCAAGCCUUGAUGAGGUGAUGUCUCUGUUUGAUCAUUUAAAUGUCGUAGCCAUAAAAAUCCCUGAUGUUCAGAUGUUGCAAAAUGAUGAGUUUCUUUUAAAAAGCCAUCCUAUAAGAUUUCAUGUAUCUGUCAAUAUUAGUUGGUCAUACAAAAAAGAUAGUUUCAAGAAUCGAAUGCGUGGUUAUCUGUUCGAAAAUAGUUUGAUGCUUCGUGGUGAUGUAAAGGAAUAUUUGGAGAUUGGAGCAGUUACAUACUUCUUAAAGCAAUCUGAAGACCUAAGCCUACACCGCACGUACAAUUUAAAGUAUGUCAUCGAGGAGUUAGUUGAUGAAGGGGGCUUUCAACACUUGAAAGUUUUAUCAAUCAUGUAUGACAACAACAUAGAGUAUCUUAUGAAUGGAACAGAUUGGACUUGUCGUCGUCAACCUGCCUUCCCCAUCUUAAAGUCAGUUACCUUCAAGAAUGUUUACAAACUAAAAGUUGUGUGUUGUGGCAAACUGUCAGACAAGCACUCCUUUACGAACCUAAGAUCCAUUAAAAUUGACAGUUGUGAUGAGUUAAAAUAUGUCUUUUCACUAUCCGUAGCACAAAACUUGGUACAACUCCAAAGCUUAACGGUUGAAAAUUGUGAUAAAGUGGAAGAUAUCAUAUCAAAGGAGAGAAUGGAAGAUGAUAAUGCAUCUUACAUGAUAAAAUUGUCAAGAUUAACAGUUUUGCAUCUUAUUGCUCUACCAAAGCUCCGUGGUUUCUACACGGGAAACCAACGGGACUCCACCUAUGAGAUUAUAAAGCCCAAUGAUGAAAGUGUGAACAAGACGAAAGAGACUAGGAAUGACAUUCAAGUUGCUGGGUCGACCUCAUCUAGAUCGAAAGUAGCGCAAGUGGGAGCAAGUUGUAAUGCUCUAUUUCCUUCAAAUUGCAUUUCAUGGUUACCAAAUCUAGAGGAACUAGUGUUGAAACGUUUGACAAGCAAGCAAGAAUCAACGGACUCUUUGACAAGCGAGCAAGGGUCAGAGGAACUAGUAGUCAAUGUGGUAUUUGAUUUAGAAGGGCAUGAUUCAGCAUUUUCUCAAUUACAAACAUGCACAGCAUAUUCUUCAUGUGGAGUUGAACAUUUGUGGAAGAACGUUCAACCUGGAUUCCAAGGUUUUCAAAAUGUAAGAUCUUUAGAUAUUCAAGAAUGUGAGAGUCUAAAAUAUCUAUGCCCCCAUGAAAUUUACAAGCUCCUUGUGAAUCUCCAACAAGUCUAUAUAGAUUCAUGUUUGAAUAUGGAAACUAUAGUUGCAGUGGCGCGACGACUUUGUUUCCCAAACUACUGA
Molecule: messenger RNA, 3935 nt
Organism: Prunus mume (Japanese apricot)
Lineage: Eukaryota; Viridiplantae; Streptophyta; Magnoliopsida; Rosales; Rosaceae
Source: RefSeq, a predicted model, not a curated record